CCAGCACCCCGAGAUUCCAGGCACUGGGGGUGACUCAGAGCUCCCGCUGCCCUCGCUGAGCCGACAGCACCCGCCGCUGUGUAAUCACAGCAAGUCACCGGUCAUGGGAGCAGCUGGAAGCGGGGGCCAAGAGCAUCCCAUGUCCAGAAAUGCUCCUGGCACCCCCUCACCUCCUUUCAGACCCUUUUCUUUUCCCUUUUCCUCUGCUGUCGGGCAAGUUCAACAUGGGAGUUAAUUUUCCCAUUUUUCCCAUCAAAAUUUGAGGGGAAACUGAGGAACGGGGUCUGGGCUCCUUGCUGGGGGGUGCUGGGGGACAACAGGGAAAAUAUGGAGCCGCUCAGAAAGGGAAGUCCUGGAGCUGGUGCAGCAACAUGUGACUGUCCCAAGAGAGACUCAAUGGGAAGCAAAAAUCCACAGGGGAAUUUUGCAGGUGUUUUUGAAGAAUUGGGAUGAUUUUCCAGAGCAGCUGUGGCGGAGGAACAACCUCUGCAAGAUGAAAACAUGGCUUUGGGUCCCAGGAAAGGAAAGCAGAGCUGGGAGCACUGCUGCCUUUUUCCAAUUAGCCAAGCUGCUCUAAUAAAGAUAUUGCUUCUCCCCACAGCCCUUCCCAUUCUAAUCUUGCCAUGUGAAAAGGCAUCUCUGAGCUAGGCAAGGAGAUAAGUGCUGCAGAGCCCUGAGACUUCCCACCAGCGACCUUGAACAGAGCUGCUCUGCUCAGGAGGGAAGAUAAAGCCCAGAUGGUUUUAGUGUAGGUUUAAAUCCCUUUUUAUAGCCUGAAAGUGAAAGCCUGCAGGUGACAAGGAAAACCCUUGGUGAACUGAAAACCUCUGACACAAGCAGAAAAUUAUAAAGUCCUGAGCAGUUGUGCAAGGAAAUGAGGGCAUCUGUGGGUGGGGAGUGAACCACAACCUGUGGCAGAGGUCAGGGACAGCAGGGUUUCUGGGAUGGGGACCUGUAAAAUUGUUGACAGUGCCUUGAUUGCCAAAAUGCACACAUGACUGUGGAGCAGAGCAGGAGGAUGAAGAAACUGGAGGAAAGGGACAGUGAUAAGGAGAGCAAAUCCUUGAUGCUGGUAUUUACUGGGACAUGGUGAGGACAGCAACACUGCCAAGGUGGUCCUGUGAGCCUGGAAGGCCAACCAAGAGCAGAAGUCAGACUGGAGGCUUGUCCCCACUCAGCUUCUUCUGUCCUUCUGCACUGAGACCACCCCACACUUGUCUGUGGCCCAAGGAUAUGGGUGGAAGGUCAGGAGAGCAGCCAGGACUUGCAGCCUGGUCCCCUGCAGCAUCGCCCACCCACACAGGACCAGUCCACAUCUUGCCACCAACCCUCCUUGUGGGGCUUGUGUCACCCACCUCAUCCACCAACCUCUGCCCGUUCCCUGCCAGACGCUGCCAGAACCCCAAUUCUUUCCUUCCGAAAUGUGCUCAAAAAUUCAACAUUGUGCAGCCACCUUCAGGACUAAACUCCUGGGUUUCCCACACACGUGCGCAUCCCUGAGUAUCCAUACAUUCACCCCGGGAUGUGCAUAUCCCCCGCACCCUCCAAUGCGUGCCCCCACCUCUCGCCCAUUCCCCCCUCGCUCUCCCCGCUGCUGUCUAGCCCUCAAUCCCGGUGCCCGAAUCUGCCGGGGGUUUUGGGCCGAGCCAGGGGUUCCCUGCCCCGGGGCCGAGCUCCGGAGCGCUUUUCCAGCUCCUCCCUCCCGCCCGCGGCCGCGGGGAUGGGCGGUGGCGGAGGCGGGCGGGAGCAGCGCUCCGCCCGCGGGGCCGGGGCGGGCCGGGGCGGUGGGAGCCGAGGACAAAGGUGACCGUGAGGGAGCGGUGCCCCAAAGCCCCCUCGCACCAUCCGACCCCGGAUCCAGCGCUCUCACGGCCACCACGGCCACGCGCGUGUCGUUGAUGCUGGUGACCGCCGCAGACCGGAGGUAAGAGUCCAGUAGCUCCAUUUCCUGGGCGCCAGGGCUGCUGCCAGCAAGAACAAAAAGGCGAUGGUUCGUUUCCGUGCAAUUAAGGCGCUGCGCUGAGCACCCUCUGUCCCCGCAGGGCGCGGAGCCAUGAAGCUGAACGAGCGGAGCUUGGCCUUCUACGCCACCUGCGACUCCCCGGCCGACAACUCCGGCUUCCUCUACAAGCGCGGCGAGCGGCACACGGCCUAUCACCGCCGCUGGUUCGUGCUCAAGGGCAACAUGCUCUUCUACUUCGAGGAGCGGGACAGCCGGGAGCCCGUGGGCGUCAUCGUGCUGGAGGGCUGCAAUGUGGAGCUCUGCGAUUCAGCCGAGAACUUCGCCUUCGCCAUCCGCUUUGGCGGCAGCAAGUCCCGCACCUACGUGCUGGCGGCGGAGAGCCAGGCGGCCAUGGAGUCAUGGGUGAAGUCACUGUCCCGAGCCAGCUUUGACUACAUGCGGCUGGUGGUGCGGGAGCUGGAGAAGCAGCUGCAGGAGAUGAGCCGGGGGCUGCCCGGAGGAUGUGGGGGCUCCCAGGACGCUCCCGGCCCUUGGAAGCCGAAGCCGUCGGGGCUGGAGCAGUCCCGGGAGCGGCUGCCGGCUGUGCCCGCCGUCGUGCCGAAGGAGAACGGCUGCGCCGUGUGGAACAACGUGCUGGGUGCGGACCGGCCGCCCGACACCUCUGGCUGCGGUGGGCACGAUGAGGAGGGGACCCCGCGGCCGCCGCCGCUGCCGCCGCGCAGGCGGGUGAUGAACGGAGAGGCGGCCGUGGCGGAGAGCCCGUCCACCUUCUGCCGGCUGCACGAGCAGUACAGCCGGGAGGUGGCCCGGCUGCGGCAGGACUGGCAGCAGAAGCGGCGUGGCCCUCAGCCCUGAGCCCAGGUUGAGCCCUGGGAACCUGCCAGGAGCUGGGGCAGGUGGCCAUCCUUGGUGCUGGCCCUGUCCCCUCCUCACCCCGGGAUGCGCAGACCUGGCUGUGGUGGUGAUGGACACCUGCUGGUGGUGCCAAUGAGGGCUGGGCACCAAGGGACGCCAGUGCUGCUCUGUGAUGGUGAAAUGGGCACCACAGGGGUGCCCUCCAGCCGUGCCCCCAUGUGGGUUUGGGGUGCUCCACUCAGCACAAGCAAACUACAAACCACUCACUGACUGAGGCCUCCUGAAAAUCGACUGCUGCUCUGGCUGUGCUGGGGCCUCUUGGUGCUCUUGCAGUGGGAUCGUGCCUUGACAACUUCUGGAGGAGGAUUGUGAUGGGAUCUCGCCCGCCUGGGUUCCCGUGUGGGUUCCACAAUGGAGAGCCUGCUACCAACUUCCCCUCCUGGCCCAGCACAAGGCUGAGGUCGGCUGAGCUCUGCCAGAUCCCUCUGCUCCAGCAGGAUGUGGUUUGAAAUGAAAAUAUCAGUGAGUGCAGCCCUUCCUUAAUGGCAGCAGCAGCUCCGCACGCUCAUGGGAGCUGGUGACACCCAGCCUUGGGCAUUUCACAGGGAGCAAUUGCUGCUUGCAGCCUGGAUGGCAAAUAUGGGAGGGGUCAGACCCUGGGGGAAUUCAGCAGCUUCAGGCACUGCUUUGCUGGUGGAUAUUUUGGGACAGCACAUCAUCCCCGUGCCAGCUCAAUAAGGGGAAGCAUCGCUCGUGGUGGCAAAUGGGAACGUGUGUGUCAGCAGCAGAGCGUGAGGAAUGAUUCAUGUGCCAAACCAGAGCGAAGCUGGUGUCUCAUGCCUGUGUUUCUAUCUUAUUUCCACAUCAGAAACUCAAACUGCUGGCCCAGAGGUGGGGUGAACCACCCUGGAGCAAGGGGGAGCAGUCAGGGUGCCCUGGCUUAGGGGCUGGUGGCUCCAGCUCCCUUUGCUCCCUUGGGACAGGCACAAGAUUUUUCUACAAUAAAA
Messenger RNA from Onychostruthus taczanowskii (white-rumped snowfinch), 3825 nucleotides. RefSeq names its product PH domain containing endocytic trafficking adaptor 1 (gene PHETA1). Gene Ontology annotation, cellular component: early endosome; recycling endosome; trans-Golgi network. The transcript has 2 exons. Bases 2054 to 2818 code for a protein of 254 amino acids. Lineage: Eukaryota; Metazoa; Chordata; Aves; Passeriformes; Passeridae. The record is from RefSeq and is a predicted model, not a curated record. Gene Ontology annotation, biological process: retrograde transport, endosome to Golgi; receptor recycling; endosome organization.